CCUCCCUCCCCCCAUGCCCCAAGUUUUUUAUCUAUAUAUUUGAGUAACACUCAUUUCCUAUUUUACUACACAAAAAGAUUAUUAACAAGAGAAAGGAAGAGAAAAAGUGGAAUGAAGGAUAAAGAAGUUAAAACAAGAAUGAAGAGAGGAUUUUGGAAACCUGAGGAGGACUUGAUCUUGAAGAAAUGUGUGGAGACUCAUGGAGAGGGAAAUUGGGCUACCAUUUCUGAGAAGUCAGGCUUAAUGAGAAGCGGUAAAAGCUGCAGACUAAGGUGGAAAAACUACCUGAGGCCAAACAUCAAGAGAGGAAUGAUGUCAGAAGAUGAAAAAGACCUCAUCAUCAGACUCCAUAAGCUUCUUGGCAACCGAUGGUCGCUAAUUGCCGGUAGGCUACCUGGAAGAACAGACAAUGAAGUCAAGAACUUCUGGAACACACAUUUGAACAACAAGAGAUCCUGUAGAGUCAAAAAGAAACAUGUCAAGUCCAAGAAGGCUGAUAAUACUCACAGCCCACAAGGUAAAAUUCAAGAGUACCCUAGUGCUGAGACAGUGAGCAACAACCAAGCAAUAGCCAACAAAACAGUUUUAGAUUCAUGGAUAGAAGAACUGCAGGACUUCAACUGCAGCUUACUAUCACCUUUGUCGAUGAAUAACGUGCCUUUCCUCGAAGAUGAACCUUUUAUUCCCAUAUUGGACGACAUUGUCUUGCUCGAAGCAUUCACAAGGAAUGAGAUUCAGCCAUUCCUUUAGGAAUUUGUGGUAGUAUUUCACAGAAGAGCACAAUUUUCACUAGUGCCAUAACAAGGUAACAACUCCCAUGCUAGGGGUUUCGGAUAUGAGCUUGUGCUGCUUCAUCUGCUUGGAAAUGUGCAUCAGCUUAUUUGCGAAACCAAUUUAUGCAUGUAUUAAGAGGGAAAAAAAUGUUAGAUUUCCCUUUUCCUAAGUAGUAUCAGUUUCCUCUACUACCUGUCAAUUCCAAUUAGGUGAAGAAAAGUAAUGAACUAGAUAUCAGCUGUUCUUGUUACAAAA
This is a messenger RNA of Lycium ferocissimum, 1029 nucleotides long. RefSeq names its product transcription factor MYB114-like. Lineage: Eukaryota; Viridiplantae; Streptophyta; Magnoliopsida; Solanales; Solanaceae. The record is from RefSeq and is a predicted model, not a curated record. The transcript has 3 exons. The coding region runs from base 112 to 750 and encodes 212 amino acids.